GUCCCAGCCGCAGGAAGUCGUUGUUCUUUCGACGCCACGAGGAGCCGAGGAGAUGCAGCUUCAAACCGGUCAGUGAGUGCAAACUGGGAGGACUGGGAGGACAGGUGAUGCUUCCUGUUGUCCUGUGAAGCGACGGCACCGGUCAGUGGGUACACCUGAACGCUCUCAGAGAACCGAGGUUACAAAGGUGUUCAUCAUGAAGUCUUCAUCACCACCUUCAUCAUCACCUCCAUCAUCAGUAACAUCUACCUCAGUGAUGGAGCCUCCGUCCUCCUCAUCGUCUCCUCCUCCUCCUCUUCCCCAUUUGUCUCUGCGAAGUCCACAACUGCAAGCAGAGUUUCUAGAACGUCAGAACAAAUUUCAGUUUAACAGUGAAUUCAGUGAAUCCAGUGUCGUCUCCUCUGCGGCCUCCCCCACCUCCUCCACCUCCCCCACCUCCUCCCGUCUGCCCUCCCCUUCCAGUCCCACUCCCUCUUCUCCCCCCUGGAGCCCCUCUUCAUCCUCCUCCUCUUCUCCCUGCGGCGACAGCAGACCAGUCCGUCCGUCGCUGUCGAGUCCCGAGCUCCUGUCCGAGCUGAAAGAGUCCAGGACACGCCCCCUCCGACAUGUCCCCGCCCACAACGGACUGACCACCGUCUUCUCCGGACGAGGACGAGGACAGGCCUCUGGUCCCGCCCCCUCCACACAACCGGCCAAUCAGAAGACUUCACCCUGACUUUUAUCAGCACUGGACUCUGCUGUUCUUUAACUAAUUACACUUUAAUGGUUGUUUUCACUUUCAAACUGAACAUGAACACAGAAACUGGACGUCUUCCUGUAGAUGCUGAUCUACUACGCAUGUGUGGAACCUCCAGAAUAAACAGAACCAGAACCACUACGUGUCUCCGCAGCUGUCAGUGUCUGCGUCUACUCUGGAGUAUUCAGUCCUUUAAUCGCCAACCAGUUUGUUAAUGGAUUAAUCACUUUGAGUCACUGUUUAAGAAAAAAAUGUCUAAAUUCUCUGAUUGCAGCUUCUUAAAUGUGAAUAUUUUUCAUCUUUCUAUCCUCUCUGACAGUAAACUGAAUAUCUUUGUGUUGUGGACAAAACAAGACAAACAUGACGUCAUCUUGUACUUUGGGGAACGCUGAUUGACGUUUUUCACCAUUUUCUGACAUUUUAUGGACCAAACAAAUAAAAUA
This is a messenger RNA of Thunnus maccoyii (southern bluefin tuna), 1179 nucleotides long. RefSeq names its product putative protein TPRXL. The transcript has 5 exons. The coding region runs from base 197 to 715 and encodes 172 amino acids. NCBI's taxonomy places the organism in Eukaryota, Metazoa, Chordata, Actinopteri, Scombriformes, Scombridae. The record is from RefSeq and is a predicted model, not a curated record.